AUGACCACUCACACGUUUUGCCUUGCGCACUUCUGUGAGGCACACGGCCCGUCGACAAUCAUGUGUACACAGGCGGUCGCGGCGACGGCGGUACGCGACUCACUCCUCCUGCCUAACGCCAACCUCCAGACAUGCGCAUCCUGUAAGCUCAUGCUCCCAGAUAACGCGGCAAAUAUGACCACGGCAGCCGGCUCGCAGAGCUUCCUCUCGCAGCAGUACCCCACACACCCCGCCACGUUUGCGGGACUCAAAAAGGUUGUGAUGAAGUCGCUUUCGGCGGAAACCACGACAGAUUCACAGCCGCUCAUGUUCGGUGACGCCGAGACUGGCUACUCACUUGUGCGCAUCUUCCGCGUGCGCGAUCCUACCGCACGCGGUGCUGAGCGCAAGUACGCACUCAUCUUGAACGCCCGCGGUGCCGCUGAACAGGCGCUCAUGAAACUGUGGGAUAUAGUUGCCGAGAGCUUCAACCAGUUGAUCGAGUAUUUCCACGACCGCGCGCUAGAACUUGAAAAGGUGAGCGCGGACGAGCACGACGGCGAGAUCCACAACGAGCGCUUCCUCCGCCGCUCCGCCGUUAAACCACGAUCUCUUGUUGAGUUGAUGAAAGAUGAGAAAUUAUUUGUCAAGCUUCACUUGUGGGUCUGUGAGACGCUCAGGGAUCUUUAG
Molecule: messenger RNA, 669 nt
Organism: Babjeviella inositovora NRRL Y-12698
Lineage: Eukaryota; Fungi; Ascomycota; Pichiomycetes; Serinales
Exons: 1
Coding region: 1-669 (222 amino acids)
Biological process (GO): positive regulation of TORC1 signaling; positive regulation of GTPase activity
Cellular component (GO): cytosol
Molecular function (GO): GTPase activator activity
Source: RefSeq, a predicted model, not a curated record